CGGUCAUGGUGUUGCCGUUCGGAAAUCGUUCCCUCGUUGGAAGAAAUCUUGCGGUCUAUAAACACUAAAUUGAAAUGCCCUCGCUAGCUUUUUUCCAUCAAAAGACGACAAAAAUGUAUAAAAUUGACAUUCAUAGCGAUAUUUGGGGUAAAACCGUGUCGAAGAUAGCACUUCAUGAGAUUUUAUUCGGGAGGUCGUUUCUUCCCGAAUCGAAGCGAUAUAACGCUGGUGGCAUGCCAUACCACGGGUAGCAGAUAAGGAAGGCACAAGUAAACAUCGGUCAAGAUUCCUGACAAUGGUCGAAUUUGAAGAAAUUUAUCUUCUAUGGGGACUGAUGUAUAUUUUCCUUGCAACUUCACGAGUUUUUAGCCUCGUUGGACUCGAAGGCAAGUAUUAAUUCGCUUUUUUAUCGCCGAACUUGUAUUUUAGCGAACAUAGCUCAGUCAGUGUAAACAAUAAUAUCACGUGACCGUAAAUUUUAGAUAUAUGUUAUCGUCUAUAAAUGCUUACAUACUGUCCAGUUUUUGUUAGAAUACUCCCAGGGGAGUUUUGAAAUAGCUGGCUAUUUAAUGUUUUCUGCAAAAUACCGUUAAUGAUGCAGUUAAAUGGUUUUAUAUUAUGCGAUUUAUUUGUUAUUUUGGCUAAAAUUGCAAACUUUUACCGAAGCGCAGACGACGAAGCGCUCGCGCAUGCGCAAAACGACCCAAUUCAAGCAUCAUGGCGCUCGUUCACAGUGAAGGUCAGGAUCGUUGGUAUUUUACUAAAGAAGAGCUGCAAAGAACGCCUUCUGUGCUCUCUGGAAUCGAUACCGCGAAAGAGCUAAGUUAUAGGCAACAAUCUGCCAACCUAAUUCAAGAUAUGGGGCAGCGUUUGCUAGUGUAUCCUUCGUUUAAAAUUGCCUAUGUUUUCGUGACACAAGCCGGUAUUUUGAGGGAAAUUUCAGUAUAUUUUAUCAAUUUAAGUCAUAUUUUAGUAGAUAUUCUUAUUGAAGUUUUAUUCAACCGUCUUUUGUUGUUUCCUUGACGUUAAAUUUACACAAACAGAUCUCAGCUCACAAUCAAUACAGCCAUCGUCUACAUGCACAGGUUUUACAUGUUUCACUCGUUUUCAGACAUGAAUCGCAAUGUAAGUUCAAUGAUUAAACUUGAUUUGAAAUAUAAACUUCAUAAACAUUUGUAUGUUCAUGUAACUGUAGAACAGUAGUGAUGAUGAACAGAGUUGAUCUGCCCCUUUAAAAGUACUUUAAAUCACUAUAAAAUAUGUCGCUAUCUGACUGAAUCUUGCAUAAAUUUUAAGUGAUUUCAGUGUAAAUAAAUGUGUAGUGUUAGGGGCUUGUCGUAGAUUGUGGAUUUAGGGAAAAUCUUGACUUUAUAGUGCCCAAAUAAUCGCCGAAUAUACCAACAGAACAUGCAAUAAAAUACUGAAUUACACACCAUUAAAACAGGCUGUCAAAUGCUUGCAUUACCCAUUACAGUAUUUACUCACUUCAGUGUCUAGCUAUGAAGGUCAUGAACAGUUUUAAUAUGGUACCAUUUUUUCCUGCUUGAAUUCCAUUUUUUCUAACUAAUCAAGUUAUCAGUUCCUAAAACCAUAGUAGUAUUCUUUUAAAAUUUAGGUCAAAAUACAAAAUUGUGGCACACUUCUUGCCAGCUUCAUGUUAACCGUGUACACAAAAACAAUAGAUAGGGACUGGAACUGACUUCCGAUUGCUCUUCAAUUUCUGCCAUCUUGGCUUCACUUUUUGGACUCGAGUUCUCACUGCCUUGUAUCCACAGCAUUUUCCUUCGUUGCUGGGCAUCACAAACAAUUUUUCAGAAGGUGCUUUGGUUAAGCGCUGUGUUAUGCAGGGGUUUCAGAAUAAGCCGGCUACUUGAACUUUUACCGCCGGCUACUUUUCAUCUGGUCGCAGGAAAAAUUUUAUAUACAAAGGUACAAGCGAACCAACACGAUGUUUGUUAUGUUCCAAUUGGAAUUCAAGUUGGCCUCAAAUUUCUCUGAAAUUAAUCGACUCCAAUGGCGUUAAAAAUUGCCGUAGAAUGUAACAGCUGUCUACGGCAAUUUUGUCAAUUUCCAUGGCAUUUUUUUCAAAUUACAGUACUGCAAUAAAAAUGUAAUUUUAUUGUUACUUUGGAUUGCUGACAAGCUAGAAACAUGUUUACGUAUUUCUUUAGUGUUUUUUUUUUCAAAGAAAACUGAGACUAAAAUAGUAAUUUACGGAUGAUUUGAUCAACAUCUGAAUUCAAGUAUCAAAAUAGUAAUGCACAGUGAACAGUUUAAAAAUUAUAAAAUACGGCAAAAAAUUGCCGUCGUUCCUGCAAUGAUCCACAGCAUUUUGUUCUCCCUCUACGGUAUAAGUGCCAUAAAAUUCAAGCCCUGAAUUCAAGCAAGAUCAAUAAGAUAAGUUAUAAUACAUAGUACCAAACAUAGCAAAAGAAAGAAGUGAUGAAGUGAAGUUCAUUACGUACAUAAGUAUAACAUCAUUUGAUUAAUGAUUUCGGACUCAUAAAUUAAUACUAUUACUGUAGUGUACAUUGUCAUUCUGUUCAUGCAGCUGUAAAAAUUAAACUACUAGUAGCACAUUAAAUUACAUUGUCACUUACAAGUAAAAAUGCAAAUGACAUCUAAAUCUAAUAUGCUAACAGUUGUACUUUGUCUUUUUACUUAUUCUAUAUUAUUUGAUUGUUAAUUUGUGGCGAAAAUUUUUUAAAUUUCCAUGCGAGGGUACGCCCUCCUCCCAGCAAGAUUUUUUAACUAUCAGUCACAGCCGGCUACUUUUUUGGUACAAAUGCCUACUUCAAAUCAUUCUGAAACCCCUGCUAAGUUUUGCUCUGAUAUGAUGUACCUACUAUUUGUAAUAGGGUGGCGCUUAAUUUGAAUGGUUAAAAUGGUACUUGCAUAUGUUAACCCAUUGAGCCGCAAUGCAUGCGCCCCAGUGCGCCCUACUUAUUUUUUACUUGUCUGAUGCCAGGCAAUUUUACUUGUCAAUGGGGAAGCUCUUCAGCUUAAUGGGUUAACCAAAAAAUCUGACAAUGUCUCUAGUAACCCAUUCAGCCACAAUGUGCCCCAGUGUGCCCUACUUUUUUUUUACUUGACAAAUGUCUUAUGCCAGACGAUUUUACUUGUCAAUGGGGAAGCUCUGCAGCUUAAUUAAUGGGUUAAAUUGUAAAGUAAUGAAGUCCAGCUUUUAUGAAAUCUUUAGUGAGUAUUUGUACAAAGCUCCUGGCCAUGUCAAUUUGGCAAUUGCUGUAUUUAUCUGUUUAAGUGAUAGAUGAUUUUACUCUUUCUUGGGUUAACAUUUUGUUGCAUAAUGAUGUCAACAUUCCUGGAUUACAUAUAAUUAAUAGCUAAUUUUGUAAUUGUACUAUUGAUUUCCAAAUACAGUACAAUAACCAUAUUUAUUUUUUUCUGGUCCAUAAUCCCAGGUCCGUAACGUAAAUGGUGCCUUCUGAUUGGUUGACAAGAGGUCUCUAUCACACGAUAUGGACCUCUCACGCACAUUACGGACAGCAGUUUCCAUGAAUUAUAGACUUAUUUCAGUCAUAUUGUUUAUAAUUGUUGCCAGCAAGUACAAUGUGUUGCUGCAUGUCAAAAGAAUGUUUUUGAAGCAUGUUAUUAUGCUAAAAUGAUCAGGAAAAUAAAUAGUUUUAAUCACUUUACCUUUUUAUUGUCUUGUUGAGUAGAAAAGCUUUUAUUGCAUAAACAAUAAAGGCUUUUUAUUGUGUUGUUGUUUUAGCAAUAUAUAAGCCAUGCUUCAAGGACUAAAGUAACAAACACAACUAAUCUCAAAUCUAGUUCAAACAAUGGAUUUUUUUACAAAUUUAAUUAAGCGUUGAUUAAGCAUUAGCAAAAAAUAAAUAUGUUAUUUACUGUUAAGGUCAGCCCUUACUGAAAAAAUUCCUCUGUCUCAGAAGAGUCCUUCGGUCUCAGGCCGCUUCUAAGACCUCCGGGAACAUAUUUCUCAGUAUGGACCUCCCCAGCCCUCGAAAACGAGGUUGGCAUUUGACAAUGACCUAUUUAUUUAUUUGAUUUUGACCUACAGUAUCAACCUCCCAGGUCGGCAAAUUUUUGCCGACCUUAAUUCAGCCAAAGUAAUAAUCUUUUUUGUGCUGAUAGCUGUUAUUGAAUUUGAUUCGUAGUUCGAUUAACUAAACACACUUCAGUGUAAGGUUUAAAAAUUGACGGGUAUUCUAUAUAUAAUUUAGGUAAGACUCCCAAAGAAAAGUCGUCAUGUUACUUUUCAAUCAUAAAUAUGUGAUUACUAGUGCUCCAAGACAUGGAAACAGAUAUUUAAAAAUGCUAAGAUGUGCCGACCUAGGUCAGAUUUAGGUUGGCAUUGUUUUGCCUCCCAGCCGGUAAAUAACAUAUACAGUAUACCUUGCAAUCUGGUUAUUACUCAAAUCUUGAGUGCACAAGGAGUUAGAGCUGUGCAAACUCAGGUUAUUUUAGCUCCUGUGUCCGGCUUCAACAGUCAAAACUCUGGCUCCGGCAAGGAAAUGUUAAGGGAAUUUCAUAUUUAAAAGUGGAAGCAGGCAAAAGUAUAUUUUCAGUAUGUUUUCAGUGUAAUUUCAGAAUUUAUUUUAUUCCUUUUUGAGCUUUCUCCUUUACUUAUCAAAUAUAUGUGCUUUGGUGCUUGCUUAAAUAAACAAUGUUUUGCAGAAAGUAAAACCGCAUGCUGGCAUGGCACUGUGGUACUUUCACCUACACGGCAAGGACUGAACAAUGUUUUGCUGCCCACGUUGUUCACACUUGUCAACAGUAUUGAACAAUGCUGUUGAGCAUGAAUCGGGGGUAACAAUAUUGUUCAAUAUUGUUGACAGCUAUGAACAAUGUGGGCAGCAAAACAUUGUUCAAUCCUGUUUUCAUCAGUAUUGCAUCAACCUGAGCGUUUUUUUGUCGUGUAAAAUACAUCGGGGUCAGCGGAUUUUCGUAUCAAAAGUGAUAGUAAUGCGCUUGCAGAAUUUUCGAAACCACGAAUCGGAUCUGAGCAAGUAAUUAAACUUUCUAGUAAGUAGUAACUCAGUUCAAAUCAUUCAACUUAAUUUUUCCAUUUCCAAAAGUUUCUUUGAAAUAUGAAAUAAUGUUUCAUAAUUUUGUUUGCUGAGCUUUCCGGCUCCGGCAAAAUAUCCGGUACUCUGGCACACAGCUCUGCAAGGAGUAGAGCUGUGCAGUUACACCAAUUUCAUCUCUGUUUUGGUUUCAGUCUUGGAAUGGAAGAACCCUGGUUCGGUGUUGGUUUUGGUACUUUCAAAAGAAAAAUAAUUGAAACCAUUUGCUCAAUAAAUUGUAAUACCACUUUGAAUUGAAUAACUCAUUACAAGUUAAAUGAAACAAAAUCAUUGAUUAUGGGAUAGACUAUCUGAGAAGUAAACAUGUAUUCUGAAAUAAAAUUAACAAAAAGGAAAUCAUGUUGUUCCCACUUUUUUAAAAUUAAAGCCCAAAUAGGGGCCUUUUUUGGUAGUAUUAGAACAAAACUUAAAAUUCCUUAGAAUUUCCAUUCGACUUCCGGUUCUAAGAAAAGAACCGAACUGACCAAAUCUUUCGGUUAACCGCACAGCUCUGACAAGGAGUAUGUUUGGUUAAAUUGUAUUUCUUACAGGUUUCAGCUUGAAAUGAACUUUGUUAUCUGUCUCACUGCUAAGUUUUAAACUAAGUUCAGAUAUUUUUUCUCUAGUCUGUUGCUCCAUGCUGUCUGUUUCUUUCUGCUAAACUGGAGGAACAGCCCAGAAAACUGGAACAUGUGAUCAAAGUGGCAAAUAUCUGUCUUCAAAAGAAUGACCAGCUAGAUCCAAAAAGUGAGGUAGGUGUACUUAAAUGCAAAUUGUGGAAAAUUUGAUAACAGUUAUCUUAUAAGCUUGCACAUUUUGAAAGUUAAGGUUGUGUUGCACAAGGUGACAAGUCACAGUUGGUCACAGGGACUUGUCUGUUGCAAAAGGUCACACAGUUGGUCACAGGGAAUUUUCUGUUGUGAAAGGUCACACAGAGUGACAUUUCUAUAGGUGACAACUGGUUGCAGGGAUUUGUAGCAGGGAUUUGACUCUGAUUAGUAAAUUUAAAUGUGAAGUUUAUUUUCUCUUAGCAACAUAUUGCAUGAGCUGCUACUAUGAUGGGACAAGUUGCAGGGAUUCAUGUUAUUCCCAUGACUAGAUUUUUACAAAUGUUGCAUGAUGAAAUUUGUCCCCAUGGCCGAAUAUUUAUGUUACGAAAUGUAGUCGGUGUGUCAGGCUUUUUUAGUGUCAUAAAGCCGAGGUAACAAAUUUUAUCCAGCAGAAUAGUACAUGGGUGUCAGUUGUGUGAAUCUGUGUUACCUGGAAAUGACUUGAACUAACUACAAACUUGGUCCAAAGGUCCUGGGCUCACUGCAGUACCUUGUGUACAUAAUGGAGAUGUUAAUUUUGAUUGGUCAAAAUUUCUAAUUAUUUGUUGCAGACAUACCUCCAACAGGCUCAAGACCUAGUCAUCAAUGAAAGUAUAUUACUUCAAACAUUAGGUGAGCAAAAUUUCUGGUCUUUGUACUGUAGCUUUUUACUUAUUCAGAGUCAGUAACAAACAAUAGAUAGUUUAAACAGUAACACUGGAAACUGCCUCAGCUUUUUAAAUUACUGUUGCCUAGACAACAAACUCCUGAAGUUCUCUGAUAAUUUACCCAAAAGUAUUUUGUUGCAUGGCAUAUUAUAAUUUCAGAUUUUGAAAGUAGCGUGAGGCGGUUUAUACAAAAAAAAACGACCCGAAAAAAACGAGUGAACCAUACGAAACUACGGUAAAAAAAGAUGCAACACGCUACUCAGUACUCACGCAAGAUAGUAAACGUUAACAGGUGGGAAAUUUGUCUGAGCAUGCACGAGCAAAAUGAGCCACGCAAUUAUUUACAAAAAGCCGCAAUUGUGUAAAUAUUGCCAAAUGUUUGGUACAAAAUAAAUGACUGUUUUAUGUUGAAAAUGGACAUGAUCUAAUUAAUCAUACAGAAUUUUUUAGUGAUGUUCUAUUUCAGUACCCUACCAUUGUCCCUGGUGUGCUGUCCGUGUGCAUUUGAUCUGAAACAGUUGCUACUUUGCUGUCGAAACACUUCGCAUGUUUGCAUGAAAAUAGAGACAAGUCAUGCAUUUUAUAACCUUGUAAACUGUAUGAGCCCCUAUUUUUACGCUUAUACCUAAGAUAUCAAAUAAAAAUACAUGAAACAGAGAACAUUUUUAGAAAGUUUUAUCGUGAGGCCACGGCCAGUUUCUAAAAUAUCUUCAUGUUUCUUUUCCGGUCAUCACCAAAAUUACACUGAAGUCGGGCUUGAAUAUACAACAAAUUUUUAAUCUCAUCAAGUACAAAAAUAUUUAACGUGUAACCAAAAUAUGCUCAUGAAAUGGAAAUUAUGAGCUAAAUUUUAAAGUAGACUCUUCUCGACGCGGUUUUCAUGAAGGAAGUUCACCUUUCGGCCUUUGAUUCUUGGCAAAAAUUUGACCACAACACGUGCGAAGCAACUGGGUCUCAAAGACUUAGCUAAAACAUUGUGAGCCCCUAUUUUCCUGAAGAUAUGUUUGAUACCUACAAACGCCGAAAAGGUUUUUCUUUGAGGCCACGGGCUAUUUUUAAGAAAAUACAGUUCAAAGUCAAGCUAUUUUUACAUAUUUUCAAAAUUUGUCAAAUUUCGCGAGCUUGUAUUUUGAACUUAGACCGCUGAAGUUACAUUAAGAAACAUAGGAAGGAAAAUUUGAGGCAUAUAAAAUAAAUUUCAACUUACAAUUUCAUUCUCGUAUCACGUUGUUCUUCGUUUAUUACGGUUUUAAGCAAGCCAUAGCUCGACGUAUACUGUAUUUGCUUCCAUAUGUUCACGUCGCCAUAUUCACUUCUUCCAAUCACUCGAUUACAAAAAAAAUCAUCCCAAAACAAAGAAUUCAUGAUCGACUUUUAAAAGAAUAACCGUUAAUUUGUAAAUCGUUGAAUGGAAAGCAAAAAAUCGUCAGCUAAAACAGCUUCUUGCUAACUUUCUGCUUUGUUUUGAAUGUAAAUGCAAUGGAGCUUUGUUUCUGCCCGCGAUUUUUUGGUCAGCGACGACAAAUUUCCCACCUGUUGUAAACGUUACCUUAGGUAUUUUGAAGACGUUAUCGGAUUUCAAACAAAAUCUCUUUAGUUUUUCGUGUGUAAAUGUCAAAACUUGAUUCAUUUGCAACAAACUCGUAUAUUAAACAUUUAGACUAGCUAAUGUAAAACUUUCAACUAGGGUGAGGCGGUUUUUCGGUAAACCGAAAAAACCCCGAUAUUUUUUGAAAACCCAAAAACUCGAUGUUACUUUUGGAGAAAAACCGGAAAACCAAAAAAAACGGGGUGGGGGCGGAAAAAACCCCGAAAAAAAUCGGUAUUUUUAUAAAAUCGAACCAUACGGUUAAAUUCCAACAUAUUUUGAUAAAAAGUAAAGUACAAUAUACAUUUCAAUUACUAGGGUUUGAAUUAACUGUGGAUCAUCCUCAUACACAUGUGGUUAGAAUAACACAGUUAGUUAGAGGUGAGAAUGGUUUUUGCUGUACAGUAAGCUACUGCUUGUUUGUCAGUAUUCACUUCAACUGACUGUUCCAUAUAUUUAACAGCAAGCAAGGAUCUUGCCCAAACCUCGUAUUUCAUGGCUACAAACAGGUAGGGUAAAGGAUAUGGUCAUACUGUGCAUUGUGUGCGUGUUAAUUGCGUGUUGUUUAUGCUAAAUUAUUUUUUAUGUUGUUUUUCUCUUAUAACACGUGUCACUGACAAUUUCUCUUGGGAGGUUUAAUUUUAUGCAUAAAAUAAUUAUAACGAAAUAGAUAAUGCACAUAACGUGCCCAAAGUUGAUUUUUGGGUAGAAAUUGUCAGUAUUCCAAAUUACUUGAGUAUUAUUUUACUUCGCCAUCUCUCAAUUUUGUAUUUUCACCAUAAUUAAUUUGGGCUUGCUAAAUUCCAUUUAUACAGUUGCAUGUACUUGUAAAUAUUCGUAUGUUAUGACCACAGAACUGGCUCUUAAAAUGGUUUAUCUUCAGGGCCGAAAGAAUUUAGAUUACUUUCGAUUCAUUCAGGAUUAAUUCUUAUGAAAAUGAAUAACCAUGUUUGUACAGUAAUAUAUAACGACCUGUUUUAUACAGUGUUGAAGAAUGAUAUUUGCUGUGUUGGUGUAAUGUACUCAGGUGAAUAAGAUGCUUGUGUGAUGUUACUCUGAGUGUAUAUCCACACCGGGCAGGCUUGAAAAAUAUGCCUGGCCACGGUGGGAAUCGAACCUACGACCUUUGGAAUACUAGCCCAAUGCUCUGCCAACUGAGCUACGCGGUCAGGUCGUUUGAAUGUUUUUCAAAUUAUCGUGUCUUUGUAAGAUGCAGUUAAUGAUGUAUACAUGAACAAGACGCCUGCUCAGGCGUUCACACUGACCUGAAAAUGACGACACACGUGCUAUGGUGUGCAAUAGACAAGAAUACAAAACGCGGUGAACCGCAAACGCAAAGCGUGAAACGGUGAAAAGCUAAAAGCUUGGCGUGAUCCUCAGGAGAUGUUUUUUCGUAAUGCCCAUUGAAACCCAAGUAUUACUCACAAAUACAAACGUUAUCCAUAAAUGCACAUGGUCUCUGAGUAUGCGAUGCGCUAACGCAGACAACAUUGUUUACAUUCCGUGAAUCCGUAUUAAACGUAUAAAAUCGAUCCAGAUAUUGCAUUUUCAGAGACGUUGCACGAAAAAAACACUCAGUCAACUUCCAAGAAAGUGCAGAGUAGGAUUAAUCUAAAAUCCACAGAAAAACGCGCUAAAAUUCGUUGACAAAUGAAUAAAUUGUCGCCAUCUUGAAAACUGAUCUGUAUAGUAAACUGGAAUGACUGUAACACUGGAAACUGAGCCUGCGAUGCGCUAACGCAAACUCGAUAUCUCGACGACGAAAAAACCAGAUAUUUAGGGAUUUAAGACACUUGACCUUUCAGGUCAGUGUAAUAAACGUUGUUUUGGUUUGUCUUGAAUGGUAACAAUUUGACAUUUUUAAAAAUAAAAUUGGAUGAAAACUGUAGUUGUUGAUUUUUCAAUUUACAAUACAACUACAGUUUAUGUCUAGUUGUGUACCCAAAUUCUUAAUUGUAAUUAUUGCCAAAACUCCCAGUUUUAAAAUAAUAACGGUAGAUAUAGGCAAGAGUAAGAAAACAUCUAUUAUAUAUUAGUUUAAUACUGUUUCAAUAAGCAUGAUUUUAUUAUGGAUGUACUGAAUAAGAAAGACGCAGAACACCCAAUAUGUUUACAUUCGUGUAAAAUAUGAACCUGACUGAACAUUAUUUUCAUUUUAGUCUUCAUCUCACGCCCUUUUGUAUUCAACAUAAACCUUCAGUCGUCGCAUGUGUUUGUAUUCAUCUGGCUUGUAAAUGGUCAAACUGGGAGGUAAUUAAUCUAAAUGAAAAUUACUAAAUGACACGAAAGUGUAACUAAAACGUCUACAGUACAAAAGCAAGUACAAUAGGCUGAAGUUCUUGUGUGGUUAUAAAACCAACUGACAACCAGUCAUUGAUAACACAUGCAAAGUACAAACAAGUGUAAAUCUUACCUUGUUAUUCAACAAAAAUAUCUCAAUACCUGGCAUUGCGACCUGACAAAAGCAAUUUUCACGCAGUCGCGCUGUUUUUUAUGUUCGAUUUUAAGCCCGGCGCACACUGGAGAUAUCAGCUGAGCUGAGCGUCACUCGUGACUGUUGGCGUAAGUAAGUUCCCCCAGUGUGCGGUGGCGUUUUGAGCGAUUUCAGCCACGCGUGCCAUCGGCACCGAAUAUUCAACAUGUUGAAUAAUUUCAGUCACGAAUGAACAUUUCCCCCAAGUGUGCGCGCUCGAAAAGCUAUCACCUUUCAUUGUAGAUCGAAUAGGCAUGUGUAAUAAAACAUAAGACAAAAGGAAAAUAAUUAAUGAGGAAUAUUCAUAUGUCGCUACUCAAGUAUCACAUUCCUCAUUAAUUAUUUCCCUUUUGUCUUGUGUUUUAUUACGCAUGCCUACUCGAUCUACAAUGAAAGGUGAUAGCUUUUCGAGCGCGCACACUUGGGGGAAAUGUUCAUUCGUGACUGAAAUUAUUCAACAUGUUGAAUAUUCGGUGCCGAUGCCACGCGUGGCUGAAAUCGCUCAAAACGCCACCGCACACUGGGGGAACUUGCUUACGCCAACAGUCACGAGUGACGCUCAGCUCAGCUGAUAGCUCCAGUGUGCGCCGGGCUUUAAGGUUUCACUGAUGUUGUGUAUGUUUUUCAGUUUCCUCGAUCUAGUGAUAACAAGGAUUGGUGGGAAUAUGUGGAUCCUACAGUGACUAAACAAAGUUUGGACAGUAAGUUUCUAGUGCAUUCUUUUCAGGUGCCUAGAUCUGAGUUUGUCCAAUGUCAAAACUUGACACAGUAAGUGUGUCUAGUACACUCUUUGAGCUGUAGCCUUGAUGUCGGAAGUUCAAGGUGCGUUAACUGGUGGGACGUGUGUAAUAUUAUUUAGUAGUACGAUUUGUCACUGAGAUUAAUUGGGUUGAUUUUAGCCUGAAGUAUUAAUUUAAUUCAUAAAAUUAGUGGCAUUCAGACAUUUGCAAAUGCAAUUUCUUUUUAUCACUUAUCCGCACGAGGUUGACCCAAUAAAUGCCAGUGGAAAACGUAACCUUAACAUUUUGUCCCAGUGAUACUAUGGUGUCUUAUUUAUGCAUGUUACAGCAAUCUGUCAAGAAUUUUUGACCAUAAUUGAGAACUGCCCUAACAGACUGAAGAGAAGGAUUAACACCGUAACCAUUUACAAGGUAAACGAAAUGUUAAUUUUUAUACUGUUUACGAUUUUUGCCUCUUCUACUCGUGUAGAGAUUUAUCCUGUGUAUUUGUGCUACAUACUGAAUAGAGUACUGUAUUACUAUUACUUCUGAUACACUUCUCAUCAUAUUUUUAAUCAAAUUAUGUGUUUGUUUUAUUUAGGGUGGUCAUCGACCCAAAACUGCUGGCGAGAAGCCCGGUAAGAAUGCUGCUCCCACAAAUGGCGAUGUAACAACGUAUAAAGAAGGGUCUUCCUCAAAGGGCGAGGCGCCCUCCAAAGGAGAACCAUCAAGCCGUGAAACGUCGAAAGUUGAUCAUUCGGUACCAAGGGAAUCCUCAUUAAGUGCCGUUGAUAAUAGUACGGAACAACCCAAUGAACAAAGUUCUGAGAACAAACACAGUGCUGCGACUUUGACGAUUACUAGCAGUGCUGCUGUGGUGGAAACACCAACGUCCACAGUCAUGUUACCUCCAUUACAGCCACUCACUACAAAAUAUGCUAGCAUGCCAGGCUUGUCAUCAAAUUCUACGGAAAACCAGGCUAAAGGCUCCAGUAUUAAGAGCUCCAGCGGUAACAACGACAAUACCAAAGUAGUUUCCGGAACCAAGCAUAAACAUCGGGAGCACGAUGAAUCGUCCACACCUACUAAAAAACUAAAGACAAUGCACUCCAGCUCUUCACACAGCUCACAGUCAAAACAUGCCUCUUCAGGUCGGUUACCAUUUCAAUCUAAACACAGCUCGCAUCAGUCGUCCAAGUCGAGUUCUCAUUCUACUCCUGGUUCACAUCACAAAUUACUUAUAAAAGGUGGUAGCGCUCACCCUGGGCAGCCUCAUCAUAGCUCCUCACCCAAAAUACCAGUCAAAAGCAUUUCUAGCCACAGCUCUCACGCACAUCAUAAUUCCUCGCCGAAAUUGCCUGCCCGAAGCAGUUCAAGUCAUGGAAAUAGUUCGACACACCCUCAUCAUAGCUCGAGCAAGCGCCAUAGUCACCCAGGCCAUUCUACAAGCGGUCAUUCAAAUUCUCACUCAAGUGGUAAUAAAACAGCAUCAUUACAUAAACAUAGUAGCUCGCCUUUAGAUGUUAAGAAAUCUAGUGGUGAACGUCACAGACGGCCUUCGUCGUCAUCAACAAAACCAAGGCCGGAGAUGCCAGCUUUUGGAGCACCAUCCAGCGCCCGUACUAAUGAUGUAGAUAAAACGAAGAAAACUCAGACAAUUGAAGAUUUUGCUUCUCCACCUGGGCCACAGAGAUUGCAAAAAUUGCCACCCCCACGGUCAAUGAACGUUGCGGAAAAAUCAGUUUCUCAUCAUGGUCCACCUCUACCUUCAAGUGGGCAAGCUACUCCACCGCCUCCACCUCUUCCAACAAAUUUUCCGCCACCGCCACCUCCCCCACCAACGUAAUGUAAAACAACUACGUUGCUUUUGAAUUGUUCAACUUCGUGGUGUACGCUUUGUUAUUUUGUGAUGCGUGUGAUUACGAUUAAGUAAUAUAUUGGAACCCUGCUCUGUAUUAUCACAACCAAUUUCCUAUAAUGGUAAAUUGAAUGUACGGUGCUAAAGUUGGGCGGUAUAUUUCUUGGUAUUCACAAUCGUUGAUGACAGUACGGUCUGACGAUAUAGACUGCUGGAAAGUCUUUUUCCCCUUCUAUUCACCCGCAUUUAAGGAAGGGGAAAUAUGGCCUGAUACUCAGGUUAGAAAAGUUCAUAUUGUAUAUGCGUGCGAAAUACUAGAUUUUAGAUUGUCUCCUUGAAUGUUUGGGUUAUCGGGCGUCAAACAUAUUUAGUGUACUGUUCUAUAACUAGAUAUUUUUCAUAUGCCACCCAACUUUAGGCUUCACAAAACUCUGAACUUCAUAUUAUAUUAUUAUAUAAUAUGAAGGGUAAGAUUUUUACUUAUCUUGUCCGAAAUAUGCCUUAUUUUUGACAAGGACGGGAAUAAACUGAUGGUGUUUGGUGAGGCUUCGUUCUAAAUAAAUAAAACAAGGUAUAGUAAGGGUUAAAACAAUUCGGAAUGUCGUAAAUGGACUGUUGGCGGAAUAUGUAGCGACUAAUGACUGUAUAUUUCAAAUCAUCACAAGAAUAGACAAUACUCGUCCGUACAAAAUUUCAUGGAUCAUAGAUCUUUGGGGUUCUGGCAGCAGGCAAUGCCUUCGCUAAUAGCAAGAAGGGGCAUUAAGAUAUGAAGGAGCAGGCUUCUUCCGUAUCUUCACACUACUAUUUUAAUAUUUAAAUCGGAAUAACACGUCGCACGUGGUUGCAAUGUCCACCUAUAUUUAAUCGUGGUAGAGGCAGUGGGAUAAUGAAUCCGUAAUUCAAGUUCUUACCUACACGUUGAGCUAUUCAAAGGAAAUAUAUACUGUGACUGGAUGACAUAUGUAUUGAGUAAUAUGAAUGAUUCAAACAUUUUGCAAACCUGAAAGAAUCCCUGUUGGUUUUGAUUACGUAGAAAGAAUAAAAACGUUCUACUGAAAUUUCACGAGGAAUAAUAAACUAUAUAUUUUCCGGUAUGAAAGAAUUUUUCUAUUGUAAGGGCUUUGAAUAUUAAUCACCGAAAAUUGGUUCAAAUAUUACAUGGAGUGGCCAAUUAGCCUUUCUGACACCAUGGGACUUGGCUCUGUCCUCUAUUUGCAUGACCAUGGGGAAAGUAGACGGCAACAAGCGAAGGAGUGCAUUUGGUGCAGUUAAAAACAUUGCUAAUGUUAAUAAGCAAAAUUUCUUUCAUGCUACCCAAAAAUAGCGGACAAAGCCUGGUGGAAUGUCGUGAGAAAAGCUAAUUACAUAAAGGCUAGAGCUAGUUAAUUGAUGUCCAGAACAGAAGCAAAGUCUAGUUGGCCAUGUCUAUAGGCUUAUAGCACUUUAUAGCCUUUGUGAUCACAGGAACUUUUUAGCGUUAACCAUUCUAAAUCUCCUCAGUUUCGUGAUCACAGUCAACGGUAUAAAAUAUCUCCUCAGUUUCGUAUGCAAAUUGGCUAUAUGAGAUCAUGCGAAGUUUACACCUUUUAUCACAAAAGCAAAGAGUAAUAAAAGAUGAUCUCAUACAGCCAAUUUGAUUUCAUAGCCAAUUUGCAUAUGAAACUGAGGAAGUAUAUUGCAUAAACAUUUGUUUAAUUGCUGAUUACUGCAAGGGACUUUUGGAAUGAUUGACUUGUAAGGUUCCUUGCCUCUCGGAUAGGAUUGAGCAGUUCAACUUCAAGUAUGUCAGUGUAAGUUUAAUUCUUGCAAGUCAUCAACGCAGUUUUGUGCGUAGUCCAUGUUAAAAGUCCUGCAGCGGUAUUAAAAGUAGAUAUUGCGACUCUACUACCUUACCAGUCAACCUAUUCCUUUUGGCCCUGUGGUUAUGCAAAUAACUAUGGUUAUGCAAAUAAUUAUGUAAUAAACUGUAUUAACGUGGUUCAUACUUAAAUUGGGUAGGCGAACAUGUGAAACAUUGGACUAUGGCUAUGGACAGAAAGUAGCUACUUGUUUAAUGAUGUAAAUUAAAUUGUCAUAAGCAAAAAUAAAUCAAAUGUUUGUAAAGUGUGGUGCAAUCUAGUUCUGCCAUCAUGUUUAUGGUUCACAAGUUGAUGUGAUUUUUCUAUAAAAGCGGGAGAGCUGAGCGAAGGUGAUCCCGUUUGCCAAGAUCUCGCUCCGGUAAUAUAAACUCUUUGUUUUGGUUUGUAGAAAACGGCGCGUCUGGUUAUAUUAUUAGCACUGAUGAAAAUCCGGGCUUAUAGAUCUAAAGCAGAGAAUAAAGAUCAGUACCAGAAGGGCCACUCAGCGGGCAACGUGCAGCAUUUUUUAUGCAAAAAUAUGCAGUUGACUGGCCAGAAGGCGGGGCCUCCAGCCAAUACAGCGCGUUUAUUGGCCAGAAAAUGUAAUCGACUGGCUAGGAAGAUGGCGGCCAGCGCGCCCUUCUGUGUGGAUCUUUAUUCUGUGUCUAAAGCUCUCC
Molecule: messenger RNA, 15675 nt
Organism: Paramuricea clavata
Lineage: Eukaryota; Metazoa; Cnidaria; Anthozoa; Malacalcyonacea; Plexauridae
Source: the annotation of a GenBank genome assembly